AUGGAUGUGUUCACUGUCGGAAAACCACAAAGUAUCAUCCGGAUCUACAACGGGGCAGGCAACUGUGACCCACAGUAUCCCAACAGUGAUCUCUAUUACGGUGUGGCACUGGUACCAGACGGUGCUGACACUGGCUACAUCAAAUGUCGAUUAGGUGGUACCACAAUUGGAUACCAGAAUAUCACGUUCCUUGUUGAAACCCCGUAUGGAAAAAGCGUGACCGACAAGACUGUUUACCGGGUGGGGCGGAACGAUCAACCGUACAUGUUUCAAACCUAUACCGCUAUCACUUCAGUCAGUCCCACAGCAAGUGGCAAUUUGGGUGGAGGAAUAAUCACCAUUGAGGGGAAAUAUUUUCAACAGGCUAUUCCUCCAAAAGUGUUCUAUGGUACAGAGGAGUGUUCCGUUUUGGAUGUGGAUGAUACGCGAAUUCGGUGUCAACUACCUUUUAUGGUUGACAAGACCAGGGCCCGUGUAUAUGCAGGUGGUCGUGGAGCCACCUGGGAAGAAUGGUCCGGUUUGACCGCCUCGGACAGCACCAGUCUGGCAGCUCUUGACUUCUCCAAUGCGAUUUCCGGAGCAACCAAUCAAAAAAGUGCAACAGAAGAGGCACAAGUGAAUUUUCCACUGCGGUCAACAAAUGGAUCUACGGUUCUGCGAUUGCAUAACAUGUUCAUUCCACCCUGGAAUUCGGACUAUCAGUUUGAGGUGUCCAUAUCCGGGACAAUGGGAUUGCUUGGGGGAUUUCCGAAGAGAACUGUUGGAAGAAUGCCACUAUUCAGCCAGGUGACACCGUCAAUAACAUUGACCAAGGAUGAACCAUACGAACUGGAUUUCCGCAUGAUCACCAAUGCCAACUCUCCGAAUGCACAGCUGUGUGUAAGCAUCUACAAUACGACAAUCAGUAAUGGACAACUGCCCAUUUCCGGGGCAGCAUAUCAGCGCCUAUCCUUCACGGGAGUGAAUCGUCAAGAAAAACAGGAAAUAGAUAAUACCGGUCUCAUUGGUCAAUCGUUUGACGGUGUCGCAACGGUCCAGCGAGUUCAAAUCACCGAAGCAGUCCAGUAUUUCAAAUUGUGUCUCUUCAAAUCCUGCACUCCCAAAAUGUCAUUCCCAGAUGCGACCGAGAAACAAAUAGAAACUUUCCUAGACGAACAGCUACACACGACCGAGUUUUCCGUCCAAAUUGAACAGCGAACUGACAGCAAACUGAAGAUCUUGAUCACUUUUCCCGUGGUAUUUGUCAGAGAUGGUGCUGCUCCACUGAACGGCAAAAUCCUUCCAAGUUACAUGGGCUACCCAUCCCUGACGGAUUACGCGGUGGAAGGAAUGACCUUUGAUAUUCGAUCUGCCUACGUGCUGCUUCGACAAACCGUUUGCCCUGAUCGGCUUGUAUACCUAGACUCGAAAAAGUAUACGUUCGUUCAGGAUUUCGAGACCAGCGACAGUGGAUCACGCACCUCGGAAGUUCCAGCGUUUUGUGGAUUGUACAGUCGACGUUUGCCCUACUGGUACACUCUCCCAAGAGUGGUGGAUUUGACACGCUAUCCGUUUGUGAGUACUUUUCCUGGAUGGAGAUUCAAAUGCAUCAAUGUGUUGAGCGUGCUUCAGAGAGCGCUCGGUUCGCAAUAUUCCGUGUACCAACUCAUUGCGUUCUAUGUGGUCCCAACAAAAAAUUACUGGGAGCCGGAAAACAACUACUAUAUUGAUACAAUUUCUAUCGGGUCCGAGCCAAUCUAUGAUGACGAAACAGACGUUGCAACAUGGCCGCGUAUACCACCAAAGCUAUUCUCGGAUAUUACCGUGACAGCAACAAGUACAAGUGGAAAAUAUCAACUUCUAAUAACCUCCACCCGAUGCGGAUCUGAUUACAACCUGUUUGGCAUUACCGGAGUGCAGGAUCCAAAUGAUACACAGUCACUUAAUGUGGCCGUACCGCUUCGCGACCCACUCUGGCCCAGAGCUGCACAAAGUACCGUGACACGUUUGCAAAAGGCUUCGAUUCCGCCGAGCGGGACCAUUACUGUGUCGUUUAGGGGAAUCGCCAUUCCACGUAAUACCGCCAUAAUUGAACGGGCGUUGGAAACACAUCCGUCCAUCACAAAUGUCCGCGUGAGCUUUGGCGGUUCUUGCUGGGAUCAGAAAGUGAACAUAGAAUUCGUAUCCCUUGGUGGUGAUCAACCUCUAUUUGAGAUUCUCGACUCAUCCGAUGUGAAAGGAGACAAUGUGAACGUGGUUGUUGAAAAAGUGACCUCGGCCUAUUUAAGACUUUGUCCGAUCCCCGGGGACAUGCUGGCAACGGUGGAAACGGAUCCACAGAUUCGUGUCUAUGUCAACGAUAUUCCGACGGCCUGUGUGUCUUCUUGCACGCAUAAACUUGAUGCGUCAUUGGUUCCGACAUUUACUGGAUUCUCGAUUGCAGCCCUGGAUGCAGUCAAUCAAACACUGCGUAUAACGGGAGCCGGGUUUAACGACACUAAUCCCCAAUUGAAUUCACUUAUCUGGCUGGGACCGGACAAUCGAACAUUGGACAGAAUAACGCCUAUGACAGCCACAAGCGGCCAGAUGGAAUUCUAUCGUCUACCUUUAACACAGUUCCCGGCCGGAACACAAAGGGCCCAAUUGUUGGUCGACCCGGUCGGUUUCUCAGAUAUGUUCAGUAUUGAUUUGGGCAGUACCGGUGCUACAAUCUCCUCGAUAACACCCAAUAGUGGACCUCUUGGCGGAAAUAUUUCAGCGAUAAUUGUCGGUACUCGGUUCAAUCCAUCAGCGAUGGUUGUGCGUGUUGGAACAGGGGUUUGUUCAAUACUGUCCGCCACAGCCACUGCAAUACAGUGCAUUAUUCCCGAGGCAGAAUCUGGCGGAUCAGUUUCGGUUACCGUGGAACAGUUAGGCAUCACUAUAUCCGGUUCGGUGAAUUUCAACUAUAUCGAAGCAAACACCCCGGUGAUAAAUUCUGUCCAGCCAAAUACCACCAUUCCCGUUGCAGGUGGCCCUGAAAUCAGUUUGGAUGUGACCAGUUUUCCCGAAGGCUCAAAUAUUACGAUUGGUGCGGUACCGGUGAAUAACCUCACAGUGGUCAGCCCAACAUUCGUAACUUUCCAUGCUCCGGGUCAAUCCAAAUCUGGGGACUAUCCAAUCUGGAUAUGGUUGCCCACGGGGGGACGAUCAAAUUCCAAGGUGAAACUCACAUACGCAUUCGUCGUGUUCAAUGUGUCAGAAACAUCGGGAAGCUGGAUGGGCGGAAAAUUAUUGCGAAUCUCCGGGGACGGUUUCAGUCCAUCCACAAGAGUACUAUUACGUGCCACAAGAGAACCGAAUUACACGUGUAUUGGUCCACGUGCAGCGAAAUGUGAGCCUAUUUGGCAAUCGGCUCAACAGAUCGAAUGUCGCCUGAAGCCGAUGGCGCGUGCGCAUAAAAUUGUCAACAACGGUUCAACUCCCAGCUACGGACCAAACUAUCAAUGGAAUCCGGCCACUCUGGCAAUUAUUCAAGGUGAUACGGUCGAAUGGGAGUGGACUGCACCGUUAAAGAGCAAACCAUUUUCAGUCUAUCAAGUUAAAAGCUUGCAAGAACCGAUUGCAAUACCGGAUGGUUUUCAAGUAGUCGCCUCAAAUCAAGGUCGUUUCCAGAGAACGUUUAUGGUACCGGGAACCUAUUUCUACGCAUCCGCGACCGAUUACGUCAUGAUUGGUGCCAUUCGUGUACUACCGUUUGGUGAUUGUCUGGCUGAAGUAGUUGUGAGCGAAGGCGGACAGGAAGCAAAACACAACCUUGUUAAUGAUCCCAUUUUGACACCACCGGUCUUGCAAUGCCCAUUAUCGAUCGGCUGUACCGCUCUCACAAAUGCGUCCAUUUUGAGCAGUCGUCACACAUUCACCUUACGUCGUUGUCUCACACCCGUUGUACAGGCGUUUGGCCCACGCAGUGGUUCGGCGAACACGAUUAUCGAUAUCAAUGCCGAGAACCUAAGUGAAUGUCGUCAAAUGAUCGAAAUUCGUAUUGGGAAAGCGUUGUGUAAUCUAAUGCCGGCAAACGGAACCCAGUUACAGUGCCAAAUUGGAGACACGAACGCGGUGGAAGCCAAACUGCUGCCCGGUGCUCCACUUCGACUAGAUGUGAUCCAUGCGGAAAUGGGAUCUUCCAUUGUGCUCGGUGGAUCGAACGAACUGGAUCAGAUUUUCUUUUUUGUUCCUCAAAUCAGUCCACAAAAUGUGGUCCAACAUGGGAGUAUUUUGGGCGGGGGCACUCUGACCAUAGUGGGUUCAGGGUUUGACGCGCGACAGCUUGAUCGCGUCCGAGUUAGUAUUGGAACAGACGGGACUGCUUGUGUACCGACAACAGUAACAUCUGGACAGGUCACGUGCAUUAUCAAUCAGAUUAGAACGAGCUCUUUGUCAGUGUCCGGUGUGACAGCUGCCGUAAUCAACGUUCAGGUUUUAAAUAAUCAAACAAAUCAGUGGAUUCCAGCCAAUUGUCCAUCUGCUGCAAAUUGUGUUUACAUGUUUGAUCCGGAAAGAACACCGAUGAUUUCGCAAAUCGAUCCGCAAGUGAUUACCAGUUCUUCUGCCCAAAUUAGGCUAAGCGGUACACAGUUGCUUAGCACAACGGAAACAGUGGCCGCACUUUCCGUACUCAUUGGCACAACUCCUUGCACCUCUAUAGUUGAUACCGGUGACCGGCAAAAUUUCACCUGUUCCCUGGCAAAUGCCUUACCAUACGGAAAUCAAUCAAUACGUGUGAUAAAUCAAUUUCGAGGAGCAGCAAUAAUCCCUAAUGGAUUGGUGGUCACUAGUGAUAUACAGCUGGAUGCCGUGACUCCCACAUUAGGAAGUUUUGCCGGUGGGACGCCAAUUUGCCUGACUGGCAAUGGACUGGACGCGGCUGAUUUGACAGUCUAUCUUGGUGAGAGGCUUUGCACACCGGAUCCCACUAAGAACGUCACAUCAAAUCAACGAUGCUGUCAAACACCGGCACAAAAGAUUCCCACAGAUGGAACCAGUAGUACAAUGGUAAAUGUCAGAGCGACACUGGCCAGGGUGUCCCGUAGUUCACAGUUAGUCAGUGCUUUUAACUAUUCCAUGGUUUACACGCCCACAGUGCAAGCGAGCACAAUUCGUGUCUUGACGAAUGCGGAUGGGUCGAGAACCCAGGAGAUCACUGUAACCGGCACACAACUCGAAGUGGAUUCGAACAGACUGGGAAUUGUUACGUUGGGAAAUUUCACUCCGUGUCAGGUUGUCUCUCAUACGGCAACACAAAUUGUGUGCACAAACGAUGACUUGUCUGCGGACACCUAUUCGGUGAAUGUGUUCGUUCCCGGUUACGGUCAAGCAACGUCCACCGCCCAAGUGACCGUCACAUUGGGUUUGGCUUCAAUCAGUCCAUCCACAGAUAUCACUGUGGAUACAACUUGUGACGUUAUCGUAACUGUACCCACAUCAUCCGGUUGGAGUCAACCGGUGACAUUACAAAAUGCGUUCCGUUAUCUUCAGGCCUCUACGCCAAUCGUCACCAGUAUUCAACCUUCGAUUGGCGGAACAGCGGGAGGAACUGUGGUCACAAUCCAGGGGACCUCAUUGGACUCGUCGGAUGGCACAAUUGUGAAUAUCGGUGGGUCCUCAUGCACAAUUCAAUCGGCCAAUGCAACGGUAAUUGUCUGCCAAACUGGUCCACUUCUGCCAGCCGGAAAAGUGCCCGUGAAUGUGAUUGUUGGAAACAAAGGACGUGCCGCUGGAAAUUUCCUCUACUACUAUGUGGACCGAUGGUCUAGCCCGUACACUUGGGGCAAUAGUACACCUCCUGUGGAAGGGGAUUUUGUGGUCAUUGGCGAUUCGCAACAGAUCAUGUUGGAUCAAGACACCCCGGUACUGACCAUGGUGCUCAUAAACGGUGGUAUGCUAUUCUUCGACCGAACGAAAGACGUCGAGUUGAAAGCCAAAUACAUUAUUAUUCUCAAUAAUGGCAAAUUGCAAAUCGGCACCGAAACAGAACCACAUCCAUCUAAAGCAACGAUCACAUUGUUUGGUCACGUGCUUGAGAAAGAUCUGCCACUAUUUGGUGCCAAAGUUCUGGGAGUACGUAACGGUACAUUGGAACUGCACGGUUUACCUCGGGCAGUCACGUGGACACGUCUAGCCCAACCUGUUGAGGUCGGAUCGAAACAAAUUACGCUCACACAUCCGGUUGAUUGGCAACCGGGUGAGCAAAUUGUGAUCACAUCUACCGGGGGCCGAAAUGCACACGGCGAAAAUGAAGUUCACGAAAUUGCAACGGUCAGUUCGGAUUUGCGUGUGUUGACUCUGGUCGAGGGCAUGGCCUAUCGUAAAAUAUCCACCACAAUCAACUAUUCGAACGGUGUAUCCGGAUUUUUCACGGCUGAAGUUGGACUGUUGACACGUAAUGUGCUGAUUCGUGGUGACUCUAGCUUGACGGUACCAAACUCAGUACCGAAGUGUUCUUCGGAUUUCUCCACCGGACAAUUCGCUACACAGAACUGUUAUCAGGGUAAUCCGGCAGAUCAGAUGGGUAUCGAUCAAUAUGGCGGUCACAUACACGUUGGCGGUCCGACACCGAACAGCAACUCGGUGCGUGCACACAUCUCCUACGUGGAGUUGACGUAUAUGGGUCAGGCGUUCCGCUUAGGACGUUACCCGAUUCACUUCCAUCUGAACGGACAUAUGCAGGGAACUUACGUGAAAGGUUGUGCCAUCCACAACACGUUCAACCGAGCUGUGAAUAUUCACAAUACACAUGAGGUACUGAUUGAGAACAAUGUGGUCUACGAUGUGAUGGGAGGUGCCUUGUUCCUCGAGGACGGUCUGGAACAAAAUAAUACCAUCCAGUACAAUCUGUUCGUACAUGUGAAGAAAACAAGCAGCCUGUUGAACGAUGAUGUGGUGCCCGCCGCGUACUGGAUCACUCACCCGAACAAUAUUGUACGUCAUAACGUUGCCGCGGGUGGAACAAACUUUGGUUUCUGGUAUCGUAUGUUGGAGAAUCCCAGUGGACCGUCGACUACCACAACUAUUUGUCCACGAAUUGCCCCAAUGGGUGNAACAACACGGUGCACAGUCAAGGCUGGUUCGCUUUGUGGAUUCACGAAGACUAUUUCCCGACAACGGACGGAAAACAUCACCUGGGAGAAUACAACCAAUCGAGUCCAGUUUCGUUGGCCCUCAGAUCUGCUACUGAGAGACGAGGAUAGUUCAUUGGUGGCUGGCAUCAGUGGAUUGAGCCCCAUGGAUGGCGCUUUGAUCAUGCCCUACGCGAAUCACUUACCCAAAGAUAAAUGCGGACCUCAGGCCCCGGGAGCGGGUGACUUGGGCACCGCGUUCGGGCAAGGAGCGGUUCCUGGAGUGCGUUGUUUACCGGAAAUCACCGCCAUCCGGUAUUCCGUGGGUCAACUUUUACCGACCGUCGGAGUUGGAAGCAAUAUGACAAUUGCAAUAGCGGACGGAGGGGAUACGGAAGAUGUACCGUUCAAAAUGGAGGGUUUGACUGAGCCUAAAGGUUGGAUGACAACUCUGGUGAACAAUUAUACCCUUCAAGUUGGAUGGCGCGCUCUGUCCAUGUUCACGAAUUUGAGCUAUGUGGCACAUGUGGAAAACUUUCGUCCGGGCGAUUACGUAAUAGUCCGCCAUGUGGGUUUUGAAAGGCAACCGGAUCGCGUUCGUGUAUUGCAGAACAGUGUAGAAACUAUCCCGUCCACACAACCGUUGAACCCGGCAGUCAACGCGAAUGGCGAUGUUUAUUACAAUUCGACCGGGAAAUAUGUGGAAUAUUUACUCAAAUAUCCCGCAAUACCGUCUAGAUUUGUCAGCUAUCAAUUGCAGUUCAGUGCCUACGUGUGCCUCUAUCCGAACUGCACUGGCCCCGGGGCAAUUGCUGUUGUUGGAUCCGCAAGGCGCCCAGCGAAUGCGGUCUUCUGGUCGAGCAGUUCCACGUGGGGUGGUGUUCUUGGUUCACUGCCAACGAAUAGAAGUUCGUUGACCAUUCCGUCCUCAACUUGGCUGGUAUUGGACACAUCAAUUGCAAUCGAGUUUAGCACCAUUCAAAUCGACGGAACAUUGGAAAUCAUUUCCGGUACAGCAGACAGCCCGAAAAAUUAUGACAUCUCGUUUAAACAAAUGCUUAUACGUGGUGGAAGUUUGAUUGUCGGAAGCAGCGUGGACGCUCCGCUAACAAACGCCACUUUGCGGCUGACCUUACUGGGCUCCAUAAGUGACAGCGAUGCAUUCACGAAUAUGAAUGGGCCAACAAUAGGACCUAAAGCGAUCGCAAACUAUGGUCAAAUCAUCAUGUUCGCGGAUCGCAAAGCCUCCACCUGGACACGUCUGGCUCAGACCGCGGUAGCCGGCUCGAAACAACUGGUCUUGUCUUCCGCCGUGCAGAACUGGAAAUCCGGUGAUCGGAUUGUGAUCGCCACAACGAGCAAAGACUAUUUACAAACUGAGGUGCAACAGAUUCAGGAAAUCUCGGCAGACAUGCGAACAAUUGUACUGACCGAUGCGCUGCAAUACAACCACGUGGUUUACAAUGAACGGUAUGAAGACCAACAAUUCCAAACAGGGGCUGAAGUGGCCAUCCUCUCGUCGAAUAUUGUGAUUCAAGGAGACCAGAACAGUGAAGCUACCGGAUUCGGCGGUCGUCUGAUGUCAUCAGUGGCUUUUGUUGAUGAUGAAUUUCUUCAGGGACAAUUGAAACUGUCCGGCGUUUGUUUCCGGAACAUGGGACAGUCCACAUUCAUUUCGGAAAACGAUGCACGACUUCCAGUUGCCUUUAUAAAUUCGGGCAAUUUGUCGGCCGGAAGUUAUUUGAAUUCCGUCUGCUUUGAGAACUCAUUCACGACAGCAGUCGGAGCUUACGGGACAAGUGGUCUGCUUUUGGACAAUGUGGUCAUCUUCAAUACCAUGGGAUCGGGAAUUGUAUUGAAAGGAUCCGGUCACCGGGUCACGAACAGCGUGAUCAUUCAAACCGUUUGGUCUGGGAAUGCGGUCAGCGGAGCAAUCCUGCUAUCACCUGACGUUGUAUUCCAAGCCGGGGUUGAUAUUGUGGCUGCACCAGACACAGUCCUGAACAACGUGGCCGUGGCCGGCGCUCAACGAAUCGGGCUCGUCACGCAAGGUUUAUCUUGCACAGACAGUCCGGAUAAUUAUUGGCAAGAGGUGGUCGUGCACUCCUGUAUGUUGGGUGUCCUGGUGAAGGAUGUCACUGCUUCCUGUAAUCGGAUUGCCAAUAUCAAAAUUUACUCAGCCUCAGAAUUCUCUGUCCACUGGCAAGUGACCUCGUCGAUUAUCGGAAGCGAUUUACAACUUGUGGAUAAUCGUGGUGGUAUUUAUACAUGCGUGGGCUCACCCAAUGGUCGAACGGGAGUGAGGCACCAGAAGACUAUACGAUUGCAAAACUCAUUGUUUGUCGGACGCAGUGGAUUGCAAGCUUGUACCGACGCACCCCGAUCCGAAAUAGUCAGGUCCGGUUCCCUAUUGACCGGAAUCUAUUCACCAAAUGGUGGUCACGUGGGCAUAGUCAGUGGAUUCUUUGCCAGUGGUUUGUCGGAUCUGGUCAAAAUGGGUUUGACUGACUGGUCUAAUGACUUCUCACUGGGCGGUGGUUCGUUUAUCCAAAAUAGCUGUUUUGUCGUACGACCACCACAGAUGCACUUGAAUCCGCAGAUGGGCAUUGACGAGAUCAACGCAGGCAACUUAUUCUUGUUCUGA
Echinostoma caproni is the source of this 9720-nucleotide messenger RNA. The record is from the annotation of a GenBank genome assembly. Lineage: Eukaryota; Metazoa; Platyhelminthes; Trematoda; Plagiorchiida; Echinostomatidae.